AUGCUUCGCCGCCUCUUCCUCCACCACGCCCGCCGGCGCCUCCACUCCUCUGGCACCGCCUCCUCCAUUCCCCUCUCUACCCCAACCUUCGCUAUUUUUGGCGCCAACACCGGCGUCGGCAAGACCCUCGUAUCCGCAGGCCUCGCCGCUGCGCUCCUCUCCUCCCCCUCCCCUUCCGUCUCGGCCCCCGCGCUGCUCCACGCCUCCCCCUUCCCCCGAGCCACCCGCCUCGUCGCCUCAUGCCGCACCCUCUUCCCGUCACCCGCCGUGGAGGCCAAGGCGGAACCCCUCCACGAGAGCCAAGAGAAGGUGGUGACCUACGGAGCGGGUGCCGCGGAGCAGACGAAGGUGCUCGCGUGCUGCACGGCGUACGCGUGGCGGGAGCCGGUGUCGCCGCACCUGGCAGCAGAGAGGGAAGGAAUGGCGGCGGGGGAUGAUGAGGUCAAGGGUUGCUUCGAACAGUGGCUGCUGGAGGAAGGCGUGGGGGAAGGUGGGGAGGUGUGGAAAGUGCUGGAAACUGCUGGUGGCGUUGCCAGCCCCGGUGCCUCCGAUUCUGUUACAGUAAUUGAUUCACGUUAUGGUGAGAAUUUUUCUGUGUACAAGAUUAAAGGCAAAAUGCUCGUCCCUCAAUUUGAUGCAUGCGCUCGUUGGUGGACUCAAGGGCCUGAUUCUAACUUGCAGAUUGAACUUGCAAGAGAUAUGGGUUAUGCUGCUGCAAGAUAUGGUCAUGUGAUGUUUCCAGAGAAUGUUCAUGAGCCUGCUCUUCGUUCUGCAGAAGUUUUACUUGGAGGAGUUGGUAAAGGUUGGGCUUCUCGAGUCUAUUAUUCAGACCAUGGAUCCACUGCGAUUGAAAUUGCUCUAAAGAUGGCAUUUCGUAAAUUUUCUCUUGAUCAUGGAAUUAUGGCUGGCUGUGAAAAUAGUACAAGAAAUGAAAGAAACAUUCAGUUGAAGGUACACGCUCUAAAUGGUUCCUAUCAUGGUGAUACUCUGGGUGCUAUGGAAGCUCAAGCUCCAUCAGCUUAUACAUCUUUUCUUCAGCAACCAUGUGGUUCUCUGUGCCAACUGUGGUCUUUACUGGACCAGCCUUCUCUUUGA
Messenger RNA from Miscanthus lutarioriparius, 1095 nucleotides. NCBI's taxonomy places the organism in Eukaryota, Viridiplantae, Streptophyta, Magnoliopsida, Poales, Poaceae. The record is from the annotation of a GenBank genome assembly.